AUGAGUGACACCAAUGGAAAAUUGCUUGAGAAGACUGAGGCCAAGGUUUCUUCGGAAGAAAAAGCUGGAUGGUCACAAUGGAAACAAUGGUUCGCUGCUAUUUCAGCGACGCUGUCAAUGGUCGCCGUCGGAACAGUCUACGGAUGGACAACGACAAUGUUACUGCGCCUGGAAAAGGGGGACAAUGUGCCAAUGACAAUAAACAGCACCGAGAGUUCAUGGAUAGUGUCAUUAACGGUAAUAGCGUCAAUGUGCGGUUCAUUUCUGGGUGCCCUGUUAGCCGAUUAUUUUGGCCGGAAAGUUUGUCUUCUCUGCUCAAGCAUGUUUUUCAUCGGAGGUUGGUUCGCCAUAAUAUUCGCCGUCAGUGCCAAUACACUCUACAUAGCGCGCAUUAUCCAGGGGAUAAGUGUGGGCAUGUCUUACACUGCGAAUCCCAUGUAUGUGUCGGAAGUCGCCGACACCAACAUACGCGGUGCUCUGGGAACGUUGAUAGCCGUUAAUGUCUUCACCGGGUCACUGCUGACAUGCUGCAUCGGACCCUACGUGUCAUACACCACAUUGGGGAUAGUUCUGCUCUCCAUACCGAUAAUAUUUGUUUUAACUUUCAUUUGGUUCCCCGAGAGCCCCUAUUUCUUGGCAAUGAAAAACCGAAACAAAGCUGCAACUCAAGCAAUUGCUUUUUUUAAGAACGUCGAUUUUGAGACAGCUCAAAGGGAGCUGCAAAUAAUUAUUAACAAUAUUAAUGAAGAAAAAUCCCAGUCGGAAAAUUGGAAGGUAAAGGUGAGACACUUGUUGUCUUCAAAUAAUCGCAAGGCUUUUUUUAUGGUCCUGAUGUUGAUAGUUGUCCAACAAUUGAGUGGAAAUUUCACGACCAUGCAAUUCUUGACACAAUUGUUUGACGAAGCCAAAGUCGGAAUCGACGUCAAUAUUGCGACCAUUAUUGUCUUCGCAGUUGGUCUCGUUUCUGGAACACUUGCUACCAUGAGCGUGGAACGAGCUGGAAGAAGAAAAUUAUUAAUGUGGUCGAGUUUUUCCUGCGCUGCUACCCUAACAAUCCUCGCAACUUAUUUGUAUCUCAAGCAUUUAAAUUACCCUGUUGAAUUUAUGAAAGUUUUGCCGUUAAUUGUAAUUGUUUUGUUCCAAAUCGUCUACCAAUUAGGCCUUGGUACCUUGCCGAACGCCCUUAUCGGUGAAGUCUUCCCCACUAAUGCCAAAGGAGUCGCUGCUGCGGGUAUCACCAUCUCAGACGGGAUUUUGGGAUUCUUAGUAUCGACUUUCUACAACCAAAUAAAAGAAAAAUGGGGCAAUCAUACUCUGUAUUUUUCUUUCGCCACUUCUUGUUACCUGGGAUUUAUUUUUGUUUUAUUUUGUAUACCCGAAACUAAAAAUAAAUCCUUCUUGGAGAUACAGCAAGAAUUAUCGAGACAAGGAUUUAGAUAUAACAACAGUUUUAAAGAAUAA
Molecule: messenger RNA, 1461 nt
Organism: Cotesia congregata
Lineage: Eukaryota; Metazoa; Arthropoda; Insecta; Hymenoptera; Braconidae
Source: the annotation of a GenBank genome assembly